Molecule: messenger RNA, 3282 nt
Organism: Physeter macrocephalus (sperm whale)
Lineage: Eukaryota; Metazoa; Chordata; Mammalia; Artiodactyla; Physeteridae
Gene: ZSCAN25
Product: zinc finger and SCAN domain containing 25
Exons: 5
Coding region: 25-1044 (339 amino acids)
Biological process (GO): regulation of transcription by RNA polymerase II
Cellular component (GO): nucleus
Molecular function (GO): RNA polymerase II cis-regulatory region sequence-specific DNA binding; DNA-binding transcription factor activity, RNA polymerase II-specific
Source: RefSeq, a predicted model, not a curated record
AGUCUUCUGGGAGGGGGUGUGAAGAUGCUUAAAGAGUGUCCAGGGAUGGCAGAAGAUCGUCAGCAGCAAAUGGGUGUCCCUGUGGUAAAACUGGAGAAAGAGUUGCCGUGGGGCAGGGCGCGGGAAGGCCCCAGCCCGGAGACUUUUCGCCUGAGGUUUCGGCAGUUCCGCUACCAGGAGGCGGCUGGUCCCCAGGAGGCCCUCAGGGAGCUCCAGGAGCUCUGUCGCCAGUGGCUGCGGCCCGAGCUGCACACCAAGGAGCAGAUCCUGGAGCUGCUCGUGCUGGAGCAGUUCCUGACCAUCCUGCCCCGGGAGUUCUACGCCUGGAUUCGGGAGCACAGCCCGGAGAGCGGCAAGGCCCUUGUGGCUGUGGUGGAGGGCUUCCCGGAGGGAGCCCCGGAGGCCAAGGCGGUUCCGUGCCACGUGCGAGGAGAGCAGGCGGAGACGGCGCUUCGCAGAGGUCCUUGGGAACCAAGUGUCCGCCUGGGGCCAGUGGAGGUCAAGCCCGAGUGGGGGCUGCCCCGUGGGGAAGGGAUUCAAGGCCUCGACCAAGGCACUGAGGAGCAGACCAGCCAGGACCCCGGAGAGGGGACGCAGGCCUUCCAGGAGCAGGCUCGGCCAGUUCCUCGGGCUGGUCCUGGCCUCCCUGCAGUGAGCACCGGAGACCAGGAGAUGGCAGUGGGGUUCCUUACAGCUGGAUCCCAGGGGCUGGGCCCAUUUAAAGACAUGGCCCUGGCUUUCCCCGAGGAGGAGUGGAGGCACGUGACCCCAGCCCAGAUAGACUGCCUUGGGGAGUACGUGGAACCCCGGGACUGCGGGGUCUCACCUCCAGAACCACCCAAAGUGGAACCCGUGGCUGCUCCCCGGGACCCUCUGGACCUGGCAUCUGAGCCUGUGCCUCAGUCCUGUCAGCUGGCCCUGAAAUGCAUUCGCCACCACCUACCUCUUGUUCCUGAAUCAUCUCCGUCCUCAGUGCAUCUCGGUCCUUGUCAUCUGAGAGGUACUUGGGGUCCUCAGGGCCACCUGGAGAUGAUGAGACGGUAGCAGUCUGUUUUGCAUGAGUGCCAAUUUAGGAAAAAUAGAUGUUUGUAGGCAUCAAAAAAAACACAUUUCUUAAAAAAUGAGAAGAUGCGGUGUUUGUAAACGUGUUUAAGCUUUCUUAUAUUAUUUUGCCGUCGUUAAAGGUUUUCCUUUCUCUUGGACAUUCUGGAAACUGCCUAACUAGCCUGGACCGCGCUGCAGUGUCGUAAUGCUGUGCCUUGGGACGCCGGCUGCUGAGUGACUAGUUUUCUGAUGGGACUGUAAGUUAGUCUGUCUUUGGACUGUGUCCUGUAAUUGCAAGAUGCGAUUUGUCUCCUGGUGCCUCUUGAUAUUAUAUUCUUUCACUGGGAUUUUUUCCCCCCCAUUUUCCAUUGUAAAUAAGGUAAACGGUAAUGACUUUAAUACAGAGAGUUGCAUUACUCGGUCCACCUUGAAAAACAUUAUUUUAUCACUCAUUUCUUGGCAGAUACCCGUGGUGUUUACUUUUGAUUUAGCGAAUGGCCUCCUGGCCCUGCAGUUGUCCCCACGAGGCUGCGCUGACCAGGGCGCUGUGAGAUGUCCACUCUCUGAGAUGCUGGGCCGCUACUUCUCAGCGGCGUCGAGGUCCAGAUGCAGAGUCAGCUCUUUUCUUCCCCAUGCCCCAGACAAGCCAGGCAAGGCUUACAGCCACCUGGAGGCCAAACCCAACGAGGGGCUUUUCCUAAGCCUCUGGCCUGUAGUCUGCGUGACGUGGGGGCUGACCUCACCUGAGUUUGGCCUUUUCUGGAAGGUCUGUAUUCCAAAGCUAGAUGGGGAGUUUGGGGCCAGCACGGCCUCCGAGUUGUUCAUCAGUGGGCUUCUGUUUACCUGAAUUAAGUGGUAGAUUCUCUGAUCAUACGCUGGGUUUCCAGUCAGUUGAGAUCUCUUGAGGGAGCUUCUGUAAGAGGCCUUGCUGUCUUUCCCACGUGGGCUCCCCUGUCCGCGUUGAGACCAAAGCUCAUGGAUAGUUCCUCAAAAGAGUCUCAGAAGAAAUCUUUCCCCAUGGAGUUGUAGUAGCCUUAUUUUUGGUAUCUAUUCAAAUGUCAAAUAUUGUUUUCUGUAUUUUUCUAUUUAGGAAUUUUUCAUAAUAGAAAGUUUCACACAUAUAUAAAUGAAUCUUCAUGUAUUCAUCGUUCAACUUUAACUAAUAUAUACUCAUAACCAAUCUUGUUUUAUCUCUGCCCCAUCCUCCUCCUCAUCUUUCUCCCCAGUUGAAGUAUUUUAAAGCAAAUCCCAAAUGUUGUUUAUAGAUAUUUCAGUGUAUACCUCUAAAUGGUAAGGAUUCUUAAAAAAAAAACAAAAACUCACAAUACUAUUAUCAUACCUAAAAAGCUGAGCAGUUCCUUAAUUCCAAAUUAAUGUUUUUUUUAAAAAAACCCACGAUUUUAAAAAAAACCUUUUUUAAGAUCAAAGUAAGAGGACUUCCCUGGUGGCACAGUGGUUUAAGAAGCCGCCUGCCAAUGCAGGGGACAUGGGUUCGAGCCCUGGUCUGGGAAGAUCCCACGCGCCACGGAGUAACUAAGCCCGUGCGCUACAACUACUGAGCCUGCGCCCUAGAACCCGCGAGCCACACUGCUGAGCCCGCGUGCCACAACUGCUGAAGCCAGCGCAUCUAGAGGCCGUGCUCCACAACAAGAGAAGCCACUGCAAUGAGAAGCCCGCACGCCGCAACAAAGAGUAGCUCCUGCUCGCCACAACUAGAGAAAACCCGUGCGCAGCAACGAAGACCUAAUGCAGCCAAAAAAAAAAAAAAAAAAAAAGUAAGGUCCAUAAAUUUUAAUUUGUUGCUUUGUCUUCUAAGUCUAAUAAUCUAUAGUUCCUAUCCCUUUCUCCCCUUAAAAAAAUUUUUUUUUUAAUUUUAAUUUUUUAUUUGGCCAUGCUGCAUGGCUUGUGGGAUCUUCGUUCCCCGACCAGGGAUCGAACCCACGCCCCCUGCAAUAGAAGCGCGCAGCCCUAACCACCGAAAUGCCGGGGAAAUUCCCCUCCCCUUGAAAUUCAUUUUAUUGAAACAACUGGAUUAUUUAUCCUGUGGAGUUUCUCACACUCUGAAUUUUAUUGUUUGCUUACUCAUGGCAUAAUUUAAUAUAGUUCUCUGCCGUCUGAUUAACUAAAAACUUAGAGGUGUAGCCAGAUUUGUAUUUCACACUUUGGCAAGAGCACAUUGCAGAUGGUGGCAUGUCUGGUUGUUUCUCAUUAUAUAUAUGAUGUUGGGAGCCUAAAUGC